Messenger RNA from Botrytis cinerea B05.10, 3054 nucleotides. RefSeq lists its product as hypothetical. NCBI's taxonomy places the organism in Eukaryota, Fungi, Ascomycota, Leotiomycetes, Helotiales, Sclerotiniaceae. Bases 1241 to 2779 code for a protein of 512 amino acids. The transcript has 2 exons. The record is from RefSeq and is a predicted model, not a curated record.
GAUUUCUUUCAUUUCUUUCCUUUCUUUCCUUUCCUUUCUUUCCUUUCCUUCAUUUCUUUCAUUUCUUUCUUUCCAUUUCUUCCAUUUCUUCCAUUUCUUCCCUUUCUUCCCUUUCUCUCCUCUCUGUUUUGCUGGUAAUUCUCCAAUCCCUCCACGCGUCAAUUUCGCGUUUCUUCGAAUCUUGACGUCCCCACAAUCUCAUUGGAUACGCAAAUCAUUCUCUGUCCCCAGUGCUGAUGCUGUACCACAUGAAAUCCUUCCAAUCCAUCCAACGUGCAUAAGAAGUGCCAACUAGCUAUUUGACGCAUGGCUUCUAUUCUUCUAUGUUUCUACCGGUAGAAAUUACGGCCCAACUGCCUUGGGGGUUGCAGAGGUUGCUUUGCUCCCGCUGCUCUCCAGCUGUUCGUUUCUCGUGGUGCAACCCUCACAUCACGAGUAUAUAUCAUGAUGACAACAAGAAUAAGGAAAAGGCCGAAGCGCGCUACACCGACAUUGCACCAUCACAUUCUCGAAUGAUCGUAUCCGUCUCGGCACUUUUGGAGUGAUGCGGUGUGUGCGCAUUCAUGGUUCAUGCAUGGAGGAUAAACAAGCAUCGCGAAGAAGAACAAGAACACGGGAUGCGAUAGAGAUUUCCGAUGGAGAAGAAGCAAACCUCCAGAGAAAGAGAUGCUUUAGGAUACUCGAUAUUGAUAUUGACAUUGAUAUUGACGAGAGUUGUUUUCUGGUCACGUUUCCUAUCGCUUCAUCUAAAUUGACUUGGGCGGAUCCAUGAGGCUUAUUAAUCAGCAACUCUCACAUACAAUGUACACACACCACACGUUCGCGUCUAUCCCACAUUCUCACGUCUUGCUCAGAUGUCUCAAUGCAUCUUGUCAUGUCAAGCUUGCAAAUCAUCAGAACUUCGAGAUUCAUUACACACGUGAUGUAUUUCUACAUCGCCUUACAUAUUAUUACCUCAAUACUGGUGUACUUGAUAUUCUCUGUUGGUUCAACUCGUAUCCUUCGAGAAUCACAGAAUGUGACAAACAUGGUCAUAUCAUCUUGCGAACCAGCUUCAUGAUUCCGCGCCACAUAUGUGCUACCCUCCACCUGAUUUGAGACAUUGAAUUUCUUUUCCGUUUUAUCAUCCGUAAGGGGUAAUAUUGCUGCAUAUGGCAAUGUAUGAACGAUUACUCUGUCCAUUCCAUUCUACACUUUCAUUAACAUCAUCGCAUCUUCAAAGUCUCACGAAUGAUCGAAAAUGGUCCUGUCACAACAAUCAUUUCAAUUUUUCAAGUUUGGUUUAGUAUUCAUUGUUACCAUCAGUCUUGGGUUUCAUCUUUUUUCAGAUCACAAUUAUCAUGAGACUCUUCAGGUCGCUGUCUCGGGGAAGAAAAGAAUCUUCGUUCAAAAGGCUCUUCGGGCAGAUAUUGAUGGACCUUUCGAUGAUUCGACUUUGAUUGAUGUUUGUGAAAAUACUGAAUGGAGAGAAGGAUUGAUUUUUCAAUGCGAAGCACCAUAUGGAGGUGUUGCAAACAUUCGAAAUAUGUUAUUGAAUUGUAUUCGAUAUGCCAUUGAAGCUGGAGCAACAUCAAUUGUCGUCCCGGAACUUAAACUCUGGAUACCUCAUAAUGAUAGCCCCAAUACACCGGAUCCAGAACUGAAUACCGGACUACAAAGUAGGAAAGAAAAGGAUAAUACUGCGCAUGUUCCAUUUUCAUAUCUUUUUGACCUUGACUUCUUGAAAGAAUCGUUGACUGAAGCAUGCCCUCGGGUCAAGUUCAUUCCACAUAUCAACGACUUGUAUGCGGCUCCCAGCACUCAAAAUCCACAUCCACUUGACCCAGGUUCAUUGUCAGAAAAACUAGGAGAGCCAUUUGAAUCUCUCCUUUCCAAUCCUGGCACAUGGGCUAAUGAUUUCACAACCUGGCUUAAUGAAACGAACUUUAAGUUUUCGGAAAAACUUCCCAUGCGUGUGACAAUCAAAGAGUCGUUACUACAAUGGCCAUUGAAUUACGAUGGUUCCGACUUUGUCUCUCAGUUUGGCCGACUAAUUCGUCCCAAUCUAGAAAUCCGCACUCUAGCCUCAACAGUCCUCUACACAAUGUCUCGGAAAUAUAAUCUUCGAUUCAAUGCCAGUGAAGGAAUGCAAGAUGAAAUGUACUAUGGCGCACAUCUUCGAACAGGCGAAGACGCCAAAGCAGCCAAUUGGACUAGUGUUGAAAAACAAACCCAGAAUUAUCUUCAAGCGUGCAAGCACAAUAAACUUCGAGUAGUCUAUCUCGCCUGCACUUCUGAAAACGAUAUCAAACACUUUACCUCUCUCGCUCAUAGUUACACUACAUAUCAUAUCCAUGUCGCUACGGCCUCUAAUCUACUAACUCUUCACCCCAGAGAUCUAGCGCUCUACACUUCUCUCUCUCCCCCCCAGCGCUCUCUAAUCGACCAUGAAGUACUUCUCAAAUCUUCCAUCUUCGGCGGUACCCUCGAAUCAUCAUAUUCCUGGAACAUAGCACUUCGCAGACACAUCGUAUGGGGAAAUGGAACAUGGAUACCACAAGCUGAAGACUUUGUAUUUGAUCGCGGAAGUGCGGAUAAAGAUCAAAAUGAGAAAGAUGCGGGUGCGAUUGGGGGACCGGUCGGUGGAUAUGGAGGGGGUGGAUUCCAGAGUUUUAGAGAUGGAGCCGCGGGGGUAGGGAAGGAUGGAUUGAGGAAUCCGGGGAGGGGUGGGUAUGGCUUGAGUGUUGUUUUUGGAGAUCCGUUGGGGGGGCAGGAGUGGGAGAGGGGGUUGUGGCCUUGAGGGUUACGAAUUAUUUUGGAGGAGGGGUCACGGAUAUGAUGACUGAUAAUUUUUGUUUUGUUCGAUUAUGAUUAUGUUUGAAGUAUCUGUUAUUGCAAUUUUGUAGCAAAUCCCGCAUCUAUUUAAUGUAGAGACUGUGGAGUAUUAUUUCACAUGAGAUCUAGCGGGAAGAGAAAUUAUUUGUCAUAUUGUCCCCUUAUAUCAAUUUCCUAUAACACAUUUCCAGCAGUUGGCGAAUUCUACCUUGAAAUCUUUUUAUAUGGUAUCUUGUUCUA